UGGCAAGACUACGGCUUGAGCUUGCAUCGCGCUAAGUUUAAGAAUCAGUAGUCAUGCAAGGGAUUCUCCAAGGUGCAAUGCUUGUUCCGGAACCAGCUGCAUGGCAGAGCAUAGUAGGAUGCGGCGGAACUCUAUCUUGUCAGCUUUGGCGGACAUCCAUUUCAAUCGGAAUUAUUUUGAGUUAUGUGUAGUACACAACAUUUGUGAUGCUCUUGAUCUGCAAUGUCUCGGCCCAUGUCGGUGCCAAUGUGGUGCCUUGUAACCCAGAAUUUGCUUGGUUUAGAGAGUGAGAGAGGAGGGAUAGAGCAGUGCCAGACAUGUGUAGAUGGCGCAAUGCCAGCCGAACCUUUGCUCUUCCAUUUGCAUUGGUCCUUUUGGUGAGACCUAGCUGGGAUGCCUUCCUUACAUCAGCUGCAGAGGUUCCCGACACUUCGAGGCGUCAUGCAGUUGGACUAGCUACGCUGGUUGCCCUUCGCACAGAGCCUGCGAAGGCAGCAGGAGCUGCAACUCAGAUCUUGGCUAGCAAAGAUGCUCUGGACAAGCUGAGAGCAGACGAAUGCUGGACCAGAGUUGAUUGCAAUGGUGAUGACAUUCGGCGAGUAGCAGGAACAGUUGGAACUGUUUCGCCACUCUUCAAAAUCAAGGAUGCUUUGAUGGAGGUCUACAUGGAAGAGCCUUCAGGAGCCUUCAAUGUCGUUUUGCGUCGGAGGAUGUGCUCCAACACCUAUCUCAACUUGAUUACCAGGCGUAUUGCACCAUCUUCGCAAUCAAUGGUGGCCCUGAGAGCUUCAGAAAGUUCAUGGCGCAAGCAUCUGCAGCGCUGGACGUAUGUGUGAAGGACUUUACAGCUUUGGCCAAGGUUGUUUCAGCCUGAAGAUGGACUGAGCCAUGGUGAAGCUGGAAACUCGUUUCACACUUCGUAAGUGCCAGAUUCCUGGCAGACAACUUUUGGAUUGAGAUGAAUGGGACAGUGGUUGGUUCGACUGCCAACGCAGAAAACAAGUACGCCGCUUCCGAUGCCAGGUUGGGUUGUGUAGUGUAGGUUGGGUAUAUUUUGGGUUACUUG
Messenger RNA from Durusdinium trenchii, 1066 nucleotides. NCBI's taxonomy places the organism in Eukaryota, Dinophyceae, Suessiales, Symbiodiniaceae. The record is from the annotation of a GenBank genome assembly.